AAUAUAAAGUUAUAAAUAUUUUGGAGCCCUAAAGACAAAACAACAGCAUUAUAGUUUAUGUUUUACUACGGUGGCCGGCGUGGCUUUUUAAACGCGAAGCUAAAUCACUUCAGUUGGAGGUGCUUCGCUUUUCUCAUGAGCUUCGCCGGCCACCGUAGCAGCUCGGACGGAAAUGGAGGAGAAGUGUGUCGAUGCUGCAGCUGUAGAGCAGGCUCGGAGCUUCUGGUUGAAGGAAGACGUUGAUCAGGUGUUCAGCUCCGUGCUCAGCCACCUGGAUCACCUGAGGAAAGCCCUGAAGAACAACACAGCCACCGAUAAAGAGUUGGUGGCGAGCUGGAAGCUGCUGAAAUGUCUCAACUGGAGCAGCGGAGCGCCGGCCGCCAUGCAGGACGCGUCUGUGGUGCAGGUGGUGAUCGGCUCAGUGGCGUUUUCCCGCCGUAGCCCCCCUCCCUCCUCCCCCCGGCCCUCCACCAAUGGGCUGUCUGGACCUGCAGCGCCACCUGCAGGCAGAGAGGAGUUGCUGCCUCCACUGUCCACUGUACAGCUACAGUACCAUCAUCACUGCUGCUGCAGGACCUGCCUGCCCAGUUUACCCAGCAUGCCUCAGUCCACGCCUCCGUUCUGGGGUCAGAACCCGCUCAGGGUGCCGCUGCUCUGCGGCUUUAAGAGGCUGACCGCCGCACCGAUCAUGUCACCGCGGCGGGAGGAGGAGGAGGAAGAGGAAGAGGAGGAGGAGGAAGAAGAAGAAGAGGAGGAGGAGGAGGAGGAGGAAGAAGAAGAAGAAGAAGAGGAAGAAGAAGAAGAAAAAGAAGAAGAAGAAGAGGAAGAGGAGGAGGAGGAAGAGGAGGAAGAAGAAGAGGAGAAGGAAGACGUCAUCUACAAAGCGCCGUGUGGACAGAGCCUCCGUAACCAUGACGAUGUGAUGCGCUUCCUGUUGGCCACAGAGAGCUACAGCGUCCUGCAGGUGGACUUCUUCAGCUUUAACCCGUCCGUCCGGUUCGACGUCCCCGUGGCGACGGGCCCUCGGCAACCGGAGCUGGACCUGAGUCGAGGUUUGGAGCCGACGCCGGUGGAGCUGUGUGCCGGCGACGGCGGCGGUCGGCCUCCUGACUUCCGCUACAGGAAGGACCGCUGGCCGCACGGCUGCUUCCUGAGCCGCAGCCCCACGCUGUUCAACACCUGCUGCGACUGCACGGACGGCUGCAGCGACGCCGAGCGCUGCGCCUGCAUGGCCCGGACCAGAGAGGGGCGCCACUACACCCACCACAGACUGAUGGAGCCCGUCGCCUCGGGGGUGUAUGAGUGCGGUCCGUGGUGCGGCUGUGAUCGAGCUCGCUGUCAGAACCGGCUGGUCCAGAGAGGCAUCAGAGUCCGUCUGCAGGUCUUCAAGACCGAGGGCCGCGGCUGGGGCGUGCGUUGCCGUGACGACCUGGAUCACGGGACGUUCGUGUGUAUUUACGCAGGUGUGAUCCUGCAGCGUGUUCAGACUCCUGAUGACUUGGCUCCUCCUAAGCUGAUGAGAUCAGAUCUUCCAUCAGACGAUGAUGUUGAGGUCGUGACUGAGUGGCUCGCUCCACCCGUGUUAGAGGGGCGGAGCGACCUGCUGGGAACCCCCCCGCCUCCCAAAUCCCCCCCCACCUCCCAGCCGCUGCACGUCCCGGUGAUCCAGAGACCUGCUGAUGCUUCAUCCUCACAGGACAGAGAGAAGGCUCAGACGGUGCUGCUCGCUGCUCAGGAGGCGGCGUCUCCAUCAGGUGACCAGCCUCACGCUCAGGAGGAGGUUUCCAUGACAACGGGCAGCGCUGGCGCGGCGGCGGCCCGCAUCGUGAACGGAGCCAAGCUGGAGAGUGUGAGGAGCAUAAAGAGGAAGAUAAAGGUGGAGGAUGUUUACCUGCUGGACGCCAGCAGGGAGGGAAACGUCAGCCGCUUCUUCAACCACAGCUGUGAUCCAAACCUGUUCGUUCAGAAUGUUUUCACCGACUCCCACGACCCCGGAUUCCCUCUGAUCACCUUCUUCACCAACAGGGUGGUGAAGGCUGGCACUGAGCUCACCUGGGAUUACUCCUCACACACUCAAAGUGUGUCUCAGCACAGACAGGAAGUGACGUGUGUGUGCGGCGGUGACGAGUGUCGGGGACGGUUCAGCGUGGAUCAGAAGGUCUGUGAUGUGUGUGAGGUCGAAGGUCAAGCUGUGAUCAAAGCCACGUGAUUCACACUCAGGCUGAAAACAAUGUAUAGUUUUUUACUUUGUAAUAAAAUGGUUUUAAAACUCA
Messenger RNA from Scomber scombrus (Atlantic mackerel), 2273 nucleotides. It is a transcript of the gene setdb2, whose product is annotated as SET domain bifurcated histone lysine methyltransferase 2. The record is from RefSeq and is a predicted model, not a curated record. Gene Ontology annotation, cellular component: nucleus. Gene Ontology annotation, biological process: heterochromatin organization; negative regulation of gene expression. NCBI's taxonomy places the organism in Eukaryota, Metazoa, Chordata, Actinopteri, Scombriformes, Scombridae. The transcript is spliced from 11 exons. Gene Ontology annotation, molecular function: protein binding; zinc ion binding; DNA binding. Bases 173 to 2209 code for a protein of 678 amino acids.